AUGGUAAGGCUCAUUCUAUUAUUAAAUGAUUGUUCUCUAAACAUUUUUAUUUUAUUUUAUUUUUCCUUUGGCAGUGCGUCGACCAGCCCCAAAGUACGCCAACAGGUGUUGCUGGAACUCAGCUACGUCAAUUCCAACUUGCAGAUCCUUAAGGAAGAGUUAGAAGGGCUCAAUAUCUCUGUGGAGGUGUACCAGAACAUGGAGCCUGCCGGACGCCCAGCAGAGAUGAAUCUGGAGUCGAGAUGCUGAUGAGCUAUUACGUACAGCUUGGUUUUGUAGACAAUCGUUUCUUCUCACCCACUAGAAAUCCGGGCAUUUUAUAUACUUGGUGUUCUAAACUAUCUAAAAGAAACUUUUACUCACACUCCAAGUUAUGACAUGAGCCCUGCCAUGUUGAGUGUGCUGGUCAAGAUGAUGCUCGCUCAAGCUCAGGAGUGCAUCUUUGAACAGAUCUGCCUUCCUGGGAUACGGAAUGAAUUUUUCACCCUUAUAAAAAUGGCCCAGGAAGUUGCGAAGGUUGGAGAGAUGUACAUGCUUGUGGACACCGCGAUGAGUCAAGCGCCAGUCAAGGAGAACAUCCCUUACUCCUGGUCAAAGCUGGCCGAAGUCAAAUCGGAUCAUUUCAGAGCUUUGGCGCAUUAUUUUGUUGCCACUAUGCUGAACGAUCACCAGAUACAUCAGACCGAUGAUGAAGAUCAACAGGAAAAGGCUUUUUGCCAGCUGUAUGACCACAUGCCAGAAGGAAUGACACCCUUAGCUGUCUUAAGAGAUAGAAGCCAGCGUAAACAACUAGGAAGACUUCAUUUGCACAAAGCCCUCCUCUAUCACAAAGAAGCCUUAAGGGUGUGUAGCUUAUGCACAAAGCUCCGGAAUAUAGAGAUCCUUCAAGAGAUUUUGUCCGUCGCGCACAAGCGGACGCUUCUCAAAUAUACCCAACAGGAGCAAAAAGACGACUUCUUUAGUUUGGUGCCAGCGCCGAAUAUCCUUUCGCACACAAAUCACAAAUUAGAACUGAUUCCUCCUCUGUUCUCUAACGUGAAAGUGAGAGACUUCUUCGAAAGGCUG
Messenger RNA from Thamnophis sirtalis, 1065 nucleotides. Lineage: Eukaryota; Metazoa; Chordata; Lepidosauria; Squamata; Natricidae. The record is from RefSeq and is a predicted model, not a curated record.